Messenger RNA from Owenia fusiformis, 1157 nucleotides. The record is from the annotation of a GenBank genome assembly. NCBI's taxonomy places the organism in Eukaryota, Metazoa, Annelida, Polychaeta, Sabellida, Oweniidae.
CAUCAGGUGACCACAAACGAGACAUACCAUUACAAGAUACAAUCAAAGCUGAAGCUCUUGCAGUGAAUAGUAUUGGUCAGAUGAUGAUUGCGGAUGGCAGCAACGCGUCCUUAGUGUUCAUCAACUGGCAGUCUGGAAAGGAAGAACACACCACACCAUCUGGAUUUUUCGACAGUGGUUACGGCACAUUCAUAGCAGUGACUAAACAGGAUCACAUCAUAAUAUCUCAAUCUGACACUAAUAACAUCAGAUGUGUAGACAGUCAUGGUGAGGAAGUGUUCAGAUACGGUGGUUGUGGAGAGAAUGCACUGAAUGAUCCCUUUGGUGUUUGUGUAGACACACUUGGGAAUAUCCUAGUAGCUGACUAUGGUAACAACAGAGUGCAGUUACUCUCACCUGAUGGCAACUUCAUCAGACACGUACUGUCAGAAAGUGAAGGGUUGAAGUAUCCAUGGUGUCUCGCAAUGGACACAGAUGACAACCUGCUGGUAGGAACAAUGGGUUUAGAAAAAUGUGAAGCAUUUGUCGUGAAAUAUAAGCCGUAGAUCUGGUCUCUUGUAGAAUAGAUGGGGAAAACAUGAGGAUGUUGAAGAUAUAUUUCCCCCAUCAAGACUUGGUUCUAGGGAUCACUCUGCGUUAACGUUUUAAAGCAAUUGUUCCAUUAAUGAUUCUAAUUCACAAAAGUCAGUGUAUGAGAGACCCCUUGAAUGAAUGGUUGGUUAUAUAGAUGGCGCUACACAAAAUGCCACCUCGACUCUAAAUAGAGUGACACUUCAGGCCUAUAUACUUCAAGAAAUCAUUACAUCAAUCAUUGGAUCAGGCGACUAUGAAUGAAAGAUUGAUGACGCUGGAUAGGCCACAUCUCCUCUUCAUAAAUAAUAAAAUAACCACUCUGUUAAUGAUUCAAGAAGUCAAUGGAUGACCGAUCGCCUGUCAAUAAAUACGUAGACUUGUGCAAUUAUCCCGUCAUGUUUCAUAAUAAGUCAUUUGAUAAUGCAACCCCUGAAUAGAAUGUCUUCAUUAUAGAUGGGAAAAAACAAGUCGCAUCUCAACUUGAAUUGGCACACAUUAUUCAAACUCGAGUACUCCAUUGCCUGGCGUGGAACAAUUUAGUAAAAGCAUUUCUGUAAAUUUCUCUUUGGACAAAGUAUUUCGUA